This is a messenger RNA of Heterostelium album PN500, 3009 nucleotides long. RefSeq lists its product as uncharacterized. Bases 1 to 3009 code for a protein of 1002 amino acids. The transcript is spliced from 7 exons. The record is from RefSeq and is a predicted model, not a curated record. NCBI's taxonomy places the organism in Eukaryota, Evosea, Eumycetozoa, Acytosteliales, Acytosteliaceae.
AUGAGAAAUUAUAGUUUGAAAUCAAAUACAAAUUCAUAUUCACCUACACCCAAUUUAAAUGAUUUAGAUUGGAUUGAUAUUUAUGUUUCAGUAAAGAGUGGCAAUGAUACCACUGGAGAUGGAACGAUCAAUAAUCCGUAUUGGAGUGUUACAAAGUCAGUAUCUGUGAUGACUGAAGCCAAUGCAUAUAACGUUUAUAUAGAUCCCGGAUUUUACACUGGAGAUUCACAGCUGAACCCACCGAAUGCAACUGAAAUCGUGUUUACAAGAUAUCCCGGCACCACUGGCGGCGUAGAACUGGACCAAACGGAAAUCACCAACACUCUCGGCAACAGCUAUUCAAUUAUAUUUCUCGAGAUACAACCGAAUCUAUUGUAUUGCGACUCUGAAAAUGAACGACAGCUGACACCGAAAAUUACAUUUUACAAUUCUCAAGUCACACAAUUCACUAUUUUACACGGAGUGUUUGAAUUGGCCGUUGUCAACUCCUCGAUAUUCUAUGCCGUCGGAAAUACAACGACACUCACACUUCAGAAUAGCAUAAUCUUUGGUAUCACCACUAAUCUAGUGGUUUUCAACAGUGUUUCCAUUAGCAAUUCAUCGCUAAACAAUGGAAUUAUCGUGGUGUACGCAGCGCAACAGGUUUCCAUUGAAAACUCACAGUUUGGAAAUUCUUCGGUGGAACUUCACGAUACCUCCAACAUCCACAUCGGUGACUCUACCUUUUCAUUCAUCGACACGCCAUCAUUCACAUUCGAUGACCAUCUCAUGACACCGAUUGCACUCUACAAUAGCAGCACAACCAUCGACAGUUGCACCUUUAUCAACAUAAGAAACAAGAUCAAUAUCAUUACUUGCACAGACUCGCAGCUCCAAAUUUACUCUCGAGUUCCUCUGACUGCCACAUCUUCAGAACUGCUUUUCUCUGGUACUCUAAUCAGUAACUAUCUCUCACAGUUCAGUGUACCAAUCAUGGAGAUCACCGAUUCCGUCCUCGGAUUCCUCAAUACACAAUUUAUUUCUUGCAGUUCGAAUGCAGGACUUUUGUUAUCGUAUGGAUCCAUUAUCUCUGCCAUCAACACUCAGCUCUCACUUUGUAUCUUCCUCGAGUACGGUAUCUAUUUGCAAUCAACCUCCUACAUGUCACUCCAAAAUGUAACACUCGAUUCAUCUUCUCUCUCGAGUGAUACUCUCGGAUUCUUUUAUUUCGUCAACAGCGAUGUCGAUAUCAAUCAACUCUCGCUCUCGUCGAUCACCACCAAUCUCAUUUUCGAUAGCAAGAACUCAGUGUUCAGCUUGAAAAACUCUAGUUUCUAUUUGAUCUCAAAUAGCUUGCUAACGGGACUAGGCUCUGCAAUAACGAUAGAAAACACCAAAGUAAGUGGAUCCUCAGUGGGAAACACCAUUCUCUUCAACCAAUGCACUGGCAAUGUAUCGGGUUUACAGCUGGACUUGGUAGUGAAUUUCGACACUCUGAUCAAUGUUGGCAAUUCACAAUUUAAUUUCAAAGACCUCUUGAUCAACGAUUCCGGCGAUACAGCUGCCUGUUCAAUCACCAACAAUCUCUUCUUCAUCAACACCGGUGUUAGAGGUGGAGUAUUCCAAUUUGAGCAAACCAAUUUCGAGUGUGAAAUAUCUGAUAACACUUUCAAUUCAAACACUGCCGACCUGGCAGGUGGUGCCAUCUACUCGAAAGAACUGAUUAUCGUUGACAAGUCCAACAAAUUUUUGGGAAACACUGCAACCUUCUAUGGAAACAACAUAGCCAGUGGAAAGGCGCGACUCGGCAUUGGAAUGCCCGACGACAUUGCCAACGACGAACCCAUCACAAUCACCAUCACAAUGUUUGACUAUUUCGAUAAUGAAGUCACCACCGAGGCAGGUGAUCUCAUGCUGUGGCUCUCUGCCAUCUCUACACCAGGAGAUUUCACGAAUGUGAGCAUGCCAGUCAGUUUGAUCGGUGGUUUCGCCAGAGUGAAUCUCAACGCUUUCGUUGGAAUGCAGGUUGGCAGUGUAUUCAACAUCCUCGCACACCAAGAUGGACUUCAAAGCAAUGUCGAACUAACAGUGGGUCCUUGUCGUCCUUUCCAAUUUCAGAGUCCGAACAACGUACUCUGUCAGUAUUGCAACUCAACGGAUCUUGUCUACUCACCCUCUAAACAACAGUGUGUCAAGUGUAACAAUGAGAAGCUAUCACAAUGUUACCGUGGCAACGUAGAAACCAUCGAGAACUACUGGAUGUACAACAACGAUAUCGAAGUAAUCAAGAGAUGUGAACAGAAUCUAUGUUUAGGUGGAAAUCAAUGUAUAUCUGGUCACACCGGUAUUCUCUGUGGCCAAUGUCUAACAUCACCAAAACAUAACAAAUCAUCAAUUUAUUGUUGUACUUUGUUUAUUAUCGCUCUAUCGCUUGCACCAACCAUUUUCAAUCAUCACGUAUUCGGAUCGAUUAUUAUCUUCUUGCAAUCGGUGGCAAUUCUAUUAUAUUCGCAAAUGAAUCUAUAUAUUGUUCCGCUGUUUAGAAUGUCAUUGGAUUACAUACCGUUCAUAUGCAGUGGUUUACCAUUCAACUACUACACCAAGGUGGCAUUCUCCUUCUCUGCCACCAUUAUCAUCAUUGCCAUCGGCGGAAUAACCUCGAGAAUAGCCAAGUCACUCUCGCUGGUCAGACAGAUUCAACACCCAACUGCUCAAAGAUCACCUUACCUCUCUUAUUUCUGGAGUUCUACUCUGCUCUUCUUUGGUCCGCUGGUUUUCGACUUGUUCUCUCUGUCGAUGCCGUGUCGCGACAUUGGCGACAAGCAACCCUACAAACUCAGAGCAAGAAACCAAACCGAAAACAUUGCCAAUUUCUUCCUUCUAAUCAUUCUUGUCAUCUCUGGUAAUGCUUUCCUCGAUCCUGCUACUCGUGGAAUAGUUAUCUCCUCGAUAACAUUGUUAUUCGCAGCCGUCAUUCUUGCAAUAUCAAUUAUACAAAACAUUAGAAUGAGAUUAUCGAAAUUGAAAUAA